AGUGUCACCAAAAUGUCUUCCAGUGAUGACAAACUGUCUCAAGUGGUGGCCAAUCACUACAACCAGUUGGAGGAGAAGGGUCUGAACGCCCGAAAGGAGAGUCGGAUCUAUUAUUUGCGAAAUUUUAAUAAUUGGAUCAAAAGUGUGACCAUCGCGGAUAUUAUCAAAAGAAUCAGAGAUGACAAGGGAUCCAACUGUGCCAUCAAUGUCCUGGACAUUGGAUGCGGUAAAGGAGGAGAUCUUCUGAAGUACAAGAAGGCAAACAUAACUCAUCUGAUAUGUGCAGACAUUGCCGAGACAUCUGUGAGACAAUGCGAGGGCAGGUAUAAUGAGAUGAAGACUAACAGACGACAACCCAAUUAUAACGAGAGCCCUAUCUUUACGGCUGAAUUCAUAGCCGCCGACUGUACGCGAGAAGUGCUGAAAGACAAAUACAAACAGCGAGACAUCGAUUUGGUUUCCAUUCAGUUCUCAUUUCAUUACUGCUUUGAAAGUCUGUCCCAAACGAGGCGAAUGAUAGAGAAUGCCAGCCAUAGUCUCAGAGACGGAGGAAUAUUCAUCGGAACCACUACUGACUCGCAAGAGAUAAUCAAAAGAUUACGCGCGAGUGGAACCAAUAGUUUCGGAAACAGUGUUUAUAACAUUAAAUUUGAUGACAAAUAUAUUGAUUCAAACUAUAAAAUACCGAUUUUUGGCGCUCAGUAUGACUUCCAUUUGGAAGGAGUGGUCGAUUGUCCCGAAUUUCUGGUCUAUUUCCCUGUUUUUGAGGAGAUUUGCAAAGAAUUUGAUUUAAAAUUGGUUUAUCGAAAAAAUUUCGGCCAAUUGUUCGAUGAAAACAAAGACAAGAGAGAAAACACACAACUCAUGAAUAUUAUGGACGCACUGGAAGUCUAUUCAAAUCAAACCAAGAACUCAUUAGUCGGCGACAGUGAUAAUGACUAUAAACAUGUGAAACAAGAAUUUGAAUCGAGAUCUGAUGACCAGAGAAGACAAUUGGGAACUCUGUCUCAGUCUGAAUGGGAAGUCAUCUCUAUUUAUACGGCUUUUUGUUUCCGCAAAGAGGGCUCUCAUAAGGAACCGACGAAUAAAAGAGAGAAAACAUAA
Oppiella nova is the source of this 1104-nucleotide messenger RNA. NCBI's taxonomy places the organism in Eukaryota, Metazoa, Arthropoda, Arachnida, Sarcoptiformes, Oppiidae. The record is from the annotation of a GenBank genome assembly.